AUGGCUGUCUCCUGUGGCUGUUUCUCCUCCAGAUACUGUUGGAAUGCAAAACUAGGAGAAUCCUGCGUUCAAACGGUCAACCCUUCCCUUGUUGAAACUGAGCCCAUGAGCACAAGUCACAAAAAAGAAAAUGUGCUUUCAUCAGAAGCAGUAAAGAUUCCCCAGUGUGAGGACAAAAGGAACCAUGCUGAUAAGCUCAUUUCUCUUUCAACAGUGGAGGACCCCAAAAAGCCAAGUGACCUUUCUAGUUCUACUGCAGAUAGCAAAGCAGGAGAAAAUGACAGACAACCAAAAGAAAGCUUUUUUCACUUUCUUGGUAACUUGUUCAAUAUCUCAGGAAAAUCAUCUCUUGGUGAAGUUAAGCAGUCUUUCAAAGAUGACCAUGAUAUAACUGAGCAAGGUUUACAGAUUCAUUGUGAUAGUCAUGUGGAAGAUAGCAAAAGAGAGAGGGAAAUUUUCAGUGGCUCACUGGGAAUCCAAGCACUUCCAGCAGAAGAACAAGAGUUCAACUCAGAUGAACUCUCAGAUGCCUUUUCUUUGGAUACAACACAAGACAGUGAACAGGAAACCACUGAUUUGUUCAAGCAAAUUGAUGAUAAACCAGAGAAGCCUUCAGUAACGUAUGCAACAUAUCAAGGGCCCAGACAAAUUAGGAAAUAUUUAAAGCAGCAACUCAUAUCGGAAACUAUGAAUUCCUUACACAGAGAAAAUGAAAGUUCUGACUCUAGUACAAACACAUGCAUUGGCCCUGGAAGUGAAGCAGAGGCUGGGUUAGCACCAUUGUCAUUAGCUAGCACAGACAUAUCCAUGAAAGCCUGUUUGCUUGGAGAUCCAUUAGAAGACUGUAGUUAUAGCAAAAUAAAUCUCAACACAGAAAGCUGUCUGUCAUACAACCCAGAACUGAAGAAUUUUGCCUCUUUUAAGGAUGUUUUAAAUAAAAAUGAUCCCAAAGCACCUGAAAGAAGUCAGUCAUCUUCUUCUGUGACUAACUCUAGUGAUGCUGUUGGAGAAUCUGCCUCACAGCACCAUUCAAGUUGCAUAUCAGUUUCUCAGACUGGCAGAAAUUUGGUGUAUUCAUCGAUGUUUACUGGAAGUAAGAGUAGCAAAGUUCAUUGUAGUCCAGAAUUUCAAAGGAAAACUACAACAGAAUAUAUGGUGAGAGAAAACUUCUCUGUGAUGAAUGAUAGGACAUUGGUGCAAAGGAAAGAGCACACUGAGCUUCAGAGACCUGGUGUUUUUGAUUUCUCUUGCAGUAAACUUGGUGAGAAUGCUACCACCAAACUGGAAACUACAAAUUUGUCAAGUCUGAAUAAAUCAGUUACACAUGAAGAUCUGCAGUUACCAGAGAAUGAGUGUUCUGACAAGCAAACCAUAGAUAACUCAUCAACUCAGGCUGCCAGUGAUAUCAGCACUAUUGCUCUCCAGGGGCAUGCUAUGACAGACACAGAACUUGUAAAUGAAGAACUUGAAAACUCACAGAAAAAUCUGGCCAUUACAGAAAAUAAGCAAGCAACAGAAAGUGCCUCCGCUGAUGAAUCCAGAAUUCCAAGCCAUAUAAUAACUCCAGAAGACAGAAUUGAAUCAUUAUUCAAAGAUAGUGAUGAAUCGUUUGAAACAGAAGCUAAAAAACUUGAUUUUGGGCCACAUGACAAAUCUCUUUGUAUUACAAGAACAAAUCAAAAUGACACCACCUCUGUAAAGUUCAAGAGUGAAUCAUCAAUUGUAGCAUGCUUAGAAAAUAAAAUAGCACCUGACCUGAAUCUUGAAUUUAAUAGAAAUCACAGUUCAGAAUCUCCUCUUCACUCUGAGAAUUUUCAGCAAGCCAGAAUAUCACCUGAUGAUAAAACACCUUCUGGUCUUGACUGCAAAAAGUCAAAUUUUCAUACUUUAACUUCUGCCUUUGUUUUUGGUAUUAACAUGCUGAAUAAGUGGAACCAACCAGUUUUAAAGAAUGAAGAAUCUUCUAUGCCUAUUGAAACUGAAGAUGCCAGCAUUGUUGAUAUUUCCCAUUGGCUAGGUAAGUGUCCAGAAGAAAAUGUGGCAAAUAAUAUUGAAGCUUCAGACAGGAAGAGUUCUCCUUCUCCCUUUCACCUUGAACAUGCACCUACAAUUCUUGAAUCCAAGGAAGUUCUUCCUGAUAGUGAAAAAUGCCAGUUUCCUCUAGGUCCUGAAACCUGUGGCAUUCACUUAACUGGGAUGGACCUGUUGAACUUUGAGAUUGGAAACCUCCCUAAGGAUAAUAGCUACAUUUCAUUCCAAGACUGUAACAAUGCAGAGUCAGUGCCUUCAAACACUAAAGUGAAUAACAAAAUGAUAGAGAAAUCUGAUUGUCUUUCUUUGGAAACAAAAACUGAUAACAUUGCUAAAAUUUUAUCAAACUCUGAAAUUGUUGGUCAGAAAACAAUUCCUCUUGUUUCACAUUAUGGAAGAGGAAAAUCUGUAUCCUUGUCAGGGAUAUCUAUUUCACAAGUGGAGCCCAAAGACAUUUCUCAGGGUAAAAUUUCUUCUCUGUUAGAAAUUACAGAUGAACCAGCAAAACCUAUUUUAUCAGAAUUAACUUCUUUAGAAUUUAAACAGGACAAAAGUUCUCAAUUAAUGGAGCAUAAGGAGAGACAUUCAGAUGCUGGUGUUGAAGAGAAUUGUCAGGCUGAGGUGUCUUCUGCCUUUAAAUAUCAACAUAUACAAGAAACAGAAGCAGAUGCCUUAGGUGAUCCUCUUUCUCUUCUCAAAAAUAAUCUACCUGGGAUUUUACUUCCUGGUCAAGAGGAGGAAGUUACUAGAAAUAUUGCACAAAAUUGUGAUGCCAACCCUUGUGUGAUUAAUCACUCUUUGGAUAUUUGUGGGUCUAAAAAGAGUUCUAAUCUCUCAGAAGUCGCAGAGCUCAACUUAACUAAAUUUUCUUCAAAGUUCCAAAACACAUGGGUAAAUUCACCUUUUCUGGGUUCCGAUAUCAAUUUAAAAAGUAAUAUGUUUACAUUUGAGGAUUCUGACUUGCAUAAUGUGUCUUCUGAAUUGAGAGCACAAAGGAAAGCCUCAUCUAACAGGGAGAGAGAUAAAGCUCAUUUUCUUAGUGGUGGGACUGAUAGUAUAUCUUCUCCCUUUCAUCACCCUGAGGAAGUUAGCAUGAUUAUAAAUUCUUAUACUUCAAAAAAUUUCGAUUCUGUGGAAGUUUCUAUAGAUCCCAUAUUUGAAGGUGCCUUUAUAACUCACUCACUGGACCCUAACAGCUCUUAUUUGGAUCUGCAGACACCUAUCCCAACAGGGACAGAAAUUACUCCAUUUCAGGAAAAUGCUAGGGUUCAUACUGGAAGAUUACUUCCUGAUUGCUCAAACACUGCUCAGUUUGACAGACCCAUGGAAGCAGAGAUGGAAGCAGUUGCUGGAGCCUCAGUGUCAGUUAACAGCUCAAAUCAACAGUGUUCUGAAGCAUCUGCUAAGCACACAGAAGCAAGGAGAAGAGCACAUGACCAGGUUUUGGACCCCAAAAGUGAUUUACUCAAGAAGGCUGAUACAUUUAUUGAGGAGGUUUUUAAUUCUGUCAGGGAAGAACUCAAAUCCAAACAAACCGCUGGUACCUUCCCGAAGCAUACAGCCAUAGAUGGUGUUAUGAAUCCAAGUAGCCGAAAAAAAGACAUCCCUGAGAAAAACCCAUCAGAAGUGGCAUUAACGAGAAUCAAACAGAAAGACUGUUUGGAAGAUCGGGGCAUGGAAAAAAUGUCAGAAGUUGAACAGGAGGACUGUAUUUCACCUUCUGUUGGUGAGACAAGUCUGCUUUUUUAUUCUGAUAGAAUGAAUGUAUCUUGUUUGUUAGAAGAUCAAGCUAGAGAGGUAGUCAAUAAGGUUAUUUGUUCAGCCCAAGAAACUUUGAAAUUUGAUGCUUUUGAAGAUACUGGUAAUACCUCAGAUUCUGAACCGCAGGCUAACACUUCAAAAAUUCUGAAGAGUGAUAGUGUACCACAUGAUAAAGUUCAGGAGUUCUUGGUAUCAGAAAGGGCAGUAAAUCAAAGCACAUGUGAAAUUAAUGAAAAUAAAAUAUUGAAUAGAUUCUUGUCCAUAAGUAAAGACUUAGUUAAUGACACAGAGUCAACUAAAGGAAGAGAAAUUGUUCUGUACCAAAAAUCCCCAAUUUCUGGAAAAAGAGCUGGACAAUCUGAUACUCUCAAUCUGCAGGAAUCAGAUGCUGUUUUGCUAGCUGAAGAUAUGUCCCAUAAAAGGUUAGAUGAAAGGGUAAAAUUAUUUGUCAGUAAGGACAGUAAAGAGAUAACAGGAAUAGAGGAUGCGGAUAAUCACAAAACUGGGACAGAUGAUAUACCAACUCUUCUGUUAAAUUUCAAGUGGCCUUUGUUUGUGAAUGAUGACAGCCAUGCACCUGGUACAUCCAAAAGCAGUUUGUCUGAUAGUCUUGUAUGUAUAUCUGAAAAAAGCUUGUCAGGACAUAGUAGAAACACACCCCUUCCACUGUCAGAAAUAGGGAAGGUACACAAAAAGGACAAUGAAGUGAAUAUAGGAAAAAUUGAUCUUAUACCUUCCAUGUUAGAAAUGGGAAAAACAAAUAAAAGGAAUGCAGAAUUGAACAUUGUCAAAUAUGAGAUAGUUCCUCCUAUGUUAGAUUCGGCAAAAGCAUGUAAAAAGGAAGGUGAAUUGAAUAUUACAAAAGUUGAGUCAGAAGCUCACAUUUUUAAAAUGGAAGAAGUAUACCAAAUGGAAGCUGAGCAAUAUAUCGAAAAACUGGAGGGAUUGCCUGUCACUUCAGGAAUGGAAAAAGCUUACCAGAUGAAGGAUACUGAAGGGGAUUUUGGGAAAACUGAAGUGAUGCCUGUUAUGUCAGAAAUAAAGAAUAUCCACCAAAAAGAUGCUGAAGGGGAUAUUGUAAAGAAUGAAGUGACACCUGCUAUAGUAGAACUGGAAAAUAAUUACCAAAAACAUGCUGAAGGGGUUGUUGGCAACACUGCAGCAGCAUCUGCUAUGUCAGAAGUAGAAAAUAUCUACCAAAAAGAUGUUGACGGAAUUACUGAAAAGACUGAAGUGACAGCUGUUACAUUAGAAAUGGAAGACAUUUACAAAAAGGAUGAUGAAGGGAGUGUUGCAAAGACCGAGGUGACACCAGUUGGAUUAGAAAUAGAAAAUUACCCAUCCAAUUCUGAAAGAGAUUUUGGAAAAACUGAGUUAGCACCUGUUACUUUAGAUGUAAUAGGUAUUUACCAGAAAGAUGCCAAUGGGGUUACAGGAAAGAUUGGGAGUCCAGUGUUGGAAAUGGGAACUACUUCCCAAAAGGAAUCUGAAGAGGUUGUUAGGAAUACUGCUGUGGUACCUUUUGUAUUAGACGUGAGAGAAACACACAAAAGAGCAGCACCUAUCUCUUUAGAGAUGGACAAAACUUGCAGGAGAGAUGGCGAAGAGACUAAUGGAACAUUUGUGUCCAUGCCUUGUAAUAUAGGAAUGGAAAUAACAUCUGCAGAAGAUUCUGAGGAAAAUAUUAGGAAACAUGAAGUAUUAUCUACAGUGGUAGACUUUGAGAAAACACAUGGAACAGAACUAGAAUUGACCAUUACACACGUGAAGGCAAUGCCUCCUGUAUUUGAAACUAAAAAAGUACCCCAAGAGUGUGCUGAAGGGAGUGUUGGAGUAAUAGAGGAAGAGCUCACUGAAAUAAAGGAAGGCAUGAUAUUGCAUGCAGACAGACUUGCGUCACACUUCAGGGGGUAUGAAUCACCUACAUUAAGUAAAGAUUUUGAGGGCUACCCUGCCUUAGCAAUGCCAGAUUUUCAGCCAAAAGAUACAAAAGUAAGGCUCAACAAAAUAAUGUCUGUUUCUGCAGUGUAUGACAAAAGGAGAGAUCGAGAUUAUAGCGAUGGAAAGGAAGAAUCUAAUUUAGCCUUUGUUUCUCAGGAAGAACAAGAAAAUUCUUCUUUUACUAUAUUAUAUGAAGAGCCCCUUCAAGAUGAGGAGAAGUAUGCUGCUUCAGAAAUAAGAGGGAUACAGUCUGUCUUGUUUCCUGACAUGUCUUCUGACAGUUUGCCUGUUCUGGCAUGUGAAAGAUCUGAGAGUAGAACUGACCUUGUCCAUCAUUUUGAAAAAGAUCCUAAACUAAGUGAGACGUUUGAUAGUGACAGUUCAGAAAUGUUCUUAUCAGUGGAGGCUAGAAGGUACAAAAUUUAUCCCAUGGCUUUGAGUCCCAUUUAUGAGGAUGACAGCUCACAGGAGGAUAUUCUAUCCAGUGAGGUCUCACCUGGUCACCAUGACUCCACAAAAUCAAGAGAAAGUACAAACCAAUCCUCUUCUGUCUUAUCACUUCUCCAGUCAGUAUCAGAGCGUUUAAAGAUGAAUUUUGAUGACGAUGAUAGACAGGUGGCUGAAGAAGAGGAGGAAGAAGCAUUACCUACAUGUCUCAAAGUUCAAAGGAGAGAGCAUGUUACCUUCCAUAUGCCGGAUCCUUCCAUCACAUUUUACCCGGAUGAUGAUGACCAGGAUUGCAGUGAAAUUUCUAAGAAUUCAUAUGCAAUGUCAAAUGAACCUACUACCUCCAGUCUGCAAAUUGGUCUGUGGCCAGAAAAGGCUUCAUUGCUACAAAAAUCUGACCUUACCUCUAAACUGCAUUCUUCUUUAAAGAGUGUUUAUCGUCAGUAUUUGCAGACUUCUCAGACUUAUUCCUCAGAAAAAGCCAAAUUUGGUGGGAUUUUUCAGGAACCAGUGUCUAAAUAUUUUCGUGUUCAAGACAAUCCGGGUGGAUUGAGCUCAUAUAUAGAGAAUAUUGACAAAUGCACGUUGAGGUGUAACCCACGACCUGGGAAGAUGGUUAUCUAUGAUCUCCAUAGAAGUAAAUAUAAACAAGAGAUCUACCGUAAUGUUCCUGAUGCUACAGCAUGGGCUUUUCCAAAUGGAGUACUAAUAAAAGUUGUAAGGGGCUGUUGGAUUUUAUAUGAGAAACCAUAUUUCCAAGGCCAGAAAUGUGUGUUAGAAGAAGGAGAGAAGGUGUUAAAUCGUGACUGGAUUCUUUAUAGCAGAAAGCACCCACAAAGUAUCUUUGUAUUGGGUUCUAUCAAACGAGUCCUAAAGAAUUGCAGCAUUCCAGAGAUAGAGCUUCACCCACAGACUAACCCAGCAUGUUGUCCUGUGUACAUACAAAGAGCAGUUCCCAAUUUGGAAGAACUGAACAUCUCCAAAUCUGUGUCCUUCACUGUGAAAUCAGGAGUUUGGCUUGCCUAUCCAGAUAUUAAUUUUAAAGGUCAAGCUACAGUUUUAGAGGAAGACCAUGGACUCUUUGAGAUUUCUGCAGCAGAAAUAAAGUCAUUACAUCCACUUCAAAUGGGUGGACUAAAAGUGGAAAUGCCUAUGAAUUUAAAGGUUAUUAUUUAUGAAAAGCCUCACUUCCAUGGUCAGGCCAAAGAGUUUAGUGAACAUAUAGAUUCUGUACCAAAUUUUUUAAAAAAUAAUGAGGACUUUCAUGGAAUUGGAUCAAUUCGUGUCAUUGGUGGAGUGUGGGUUGCCUAUGAAAAAGAGCAUUUUAAAGGACAGCAGUUCCUGCUUGAAGAAGGAGACUUUGAAGACAGUAAUGAUUGUGGGGCAUUAAAUGGCCCCAUAUUGUCUUUCCGAUACUUACAAGCUAAUUUUAUAGAAUCUUCUAUCACAUUGUUUGAAUCUGAUCUAGAAAGUGGAAAAUUUAUUGACAUUUCAAAUCAGGAAAUUUCAGACUUAGAAGAAAUUGGCUUUGGUAGUGAAACAAGAUCCAUUCAUGUUAAAAGUGGCAUAUGGGUUGCUUACCAGCAGAAGUUCUUCUGCGGAGAACAAUACAUUUUAGAGAAAGGGAAAUACAAAUGCUUUUUAGACUGGGGAGGAUCAAAUAAUGCAAUUAUGUCAAUUCGACCUAUUCAACUGGAACCACUUGGGAUAAAUGAGCCUCCACAUUUGCUCAAAGCAUUCAGUAAACCAGGGUUCCAAGGUGAAUGCAUAGAUUAUACAAAAGAAACUUCUGAUCUGACUUCAUUUACACCAUGUUCUUUGAAAGUUCUUCGAGGUUGCUGGCUUCUCUGUUACCAAGAGGACAUUUUCUAUAAUCAGUGUGUGUUAGAAGAAGGCCUCUAUGCUGACCUUACUUCCUGUGGCUGCCCAACAUCUGGAGUUACAUCCCUUAAGCCUAUUGACUAUGUGUUUGAAGAGCCCUCCAUCAGCCUUUUUGCCCUGGAACACUGUGAGGGAAGAGAAUUACAUCUUGAAGAGGCUGUAAGCUCUGCUUUGAAUAAGGACCUGCAUUUUUACACCCAGUCUGUAUGGGUGAAAAGUGGACUGUGGAUAGCUUAUGAAGGAUCCAAUUUCUUGGGAAGACAAAUCCUACUUGAGCCUAAUGAGAUCCCAAAUUGGACAGCAUUCAGUGGCUGGAAAACAAUUGGUUCUCUUCGUCCUAUGAAGCAGCCUGCAGUGUACAUCAGAAUAAAGAACCGAGCCCAGGAUGAGUAUCUGACAGUCACUGGAAAUCUAGCUGACACAAGGGCAACAUCUGUAUGCAUCUCUCCCUAUAGUGGAAAGAAUACUCAGAUCUGGCACUACUGUCGUGGACUCUUUAAAUCCAAGGCUAGUGACACAUGUCUUGAUGUGAUCGGUGGCCGGGACACACCUGGAGCUAAGGUGGCCCUAUGGACUGAACAUGGACAGUUAAGACAGAAGUGGAGACUGAAUAAAAAUGGAACUAUCAGCUCUUAUCUCAGUGAUCAACUUGUCCUUGAUGUUAAAGGAGGAAAUUAUUAUGACAAGAUUCAUGUCAUUGUAAAUCAGCCUCUGGAGGGAGAAGAGACACAGAAAUGGGACAUUGAAAUACUGUGAGAGAACCAACAUCCUUAGAAGGAGCAAAGGAACUUCAACCUCCCUCAUUAUCUUAUGCAUGGUAAAAAAAGAAGCUACUGUGUCCUCACUCUGGGAACCCUGAGCAGAAUGACUUUCCCCCCAACCACAAGACUACUGCUCUUCAACCACAGAAAAUUUCAAAAUGACUCUUGCCACUAAUUAAGUGUCUCUCUCUGAAGAAAAUGUUAUGAUUUCUGGGAAGUGUUUUAUUCAAACGGAUCCCAGUUGUGGUGAGCAAGUUUCCUAAAUUCUGUAUUUUCUAUCCUACCCCGCAAACAUGCAUCCUGUAUCUGAUGACCCAUUAUAGAACACUGGUGACAUUGUGACCUGUAUUAGUUACCAGUAUCCUCAUACUGGUUACUUCUGUGAGUGCAAGGCACAAGGAAAUAAAAUCCUACAGGAGAUCAUCAUCUUUUGACACAGAUGAUGAAUAUUCUGCAAACACAUUUAAUAAGCCUUAUUAUUAAGCUAUUAUACUAAAUAAACCUUCAAGUUUCUAUACUGAAGCUUUAAGUGAAGCACCCCGUAAGUAUUUAUACAGUACUUUUAACUGACCCCAGAGAGGGAUGUAAAAAGCAUCAAUACUGGAGUAUUUUCUGUGGCCAUUCUUUACUCAAUUUACAAAUAACAAUAAAACUGAAUAACCUUACAGUGCCAACCCCUAGAGUUACAAUCUAAUGUUAACAGAGAUAACCCUUCUAGGUAAUAAGACCCUUAACAGUAGUUUCUAUCCUGGUGCUAAGACCUUGCCCUAGAUUUUGCCUGAUUUGAUUUUAAGGCAAAGUGUUUAGAGAGACUGUUACAUAAUAGUCAAAAUUAUUUUGUCUACCUGAAGUAAAAGGAAAUUCCCAAUGUUCAAAUUAAAGCAAAGCAGUUUGAGCUUUGACCUUACCUAUCUUUCUGUUCAAGUAAAAGUGAUGAUUUCUCUACUUAACGACACAAAAUUCAGUUUUCACUCUGAUUUUAAAGAGCUCACAUUCAAACAAAAUCAGGUAGGAAAUCAUCUUUGACUUAAUCUAAAUACGACCUUUAAUAGCACAAUUCACAAGUGCUUUUACCUCUUUAGUUAUAUUUAAACUUACCUUGAGACAACUGUUGCUUUCAUCUCCCAUUUUUGCCAGAAAAUGCUCUAUUUUUAUUUAAAAAAUUAAAUUAUCCACUGAUAUUUUUAAAAAUAUCAACCUAUGUGCACUUUAGAAUGUAAAAUAACUGAAUAGUUCUAACUCAAAAAGCCCCACUAUUUUGAGUAUUUUUAUAGGCUUGGUCGUUUCAUGUAAAUACUGGUUGUUAACCCCCUUUUUGAUCUCAGGCUCUUUUAAGCAGUAUCUGAAGAUGCUGAAUGCCUCUCAAGAUUGUGGCAGUAUUAUUAAAUGAAACUUUGUGUAUAUUUUCCUUGUAAAAAUCCAACUUUAAAAAUUGUUCAAAAUUUUUCUAGAGCCAAAGAAGCUCUAAAGUUGUUAUUCCAAAAAAAAAACAAAAAGAUAUGACAUUGAAUUCUACAUGAUACAUUUAUUGGAGUUGUGCCUUUUCUACCACACUGGAUUAAAUAAACUUUCAAAAGCAUGGAUUGGUCACAUUCUGGACACCUAGUAUUUUACUUUUUUUUCUUCCAUGUGCCCAUUAGUACAAGUAUUUCUAACAGACAUGCUGCUUUGUAAGGGAUGGUGAUACUCUCUUCUUCAGUCAUGUUUAUGGCCAGUACUUACUUGGUGGGUGGACUCAGAACAAUACUACAUAGCACUUCCAUCUUCCCUAUUUGCUUCUGGAAAGG
Molecule: messenger RNA, 10609 nt
Organism: Fukomys damarensis (Damara mole-rat)
Lineage: Eukaryota; Metazoa; Chordata; Mammalia; Rodentia; Bathyergidae
Gene: Crybg3
Product: crystallin beta-gamma domain containing 3
Exons: 22
Coding region: 1-8817 (2938 amino acids)
Biological process (GO): visual perception; lens development in camera-type eye
Molecular function (GO): structural constituent of eye lens
Source: RefSeq, a predicted model, not a curated record